UAGAGAAAGGUAAAUAAUAAUAAAUUUGAUCCUAAAAUCGAUAUUUCUGUCUAUUUUAUGCAGUGUUAGUUGUUCAAUCGUAUAAAUUAAAUUUACUAGAUACAAUGCCUCAGAUAUGCUGUUGGCUCUAAGGGCAGAACCAUCGGGGAAAUUUCAAAACUUCUGUCGGAUGUCAUCAGAAGAUUUUGAAUUUAUUCUUACUAAAAUUGGACCGAAAAUCAGCAAACAAGACACUAACAUGAGGAAGGCAAUACCGAUUCAAGAGCGUUUGGCAGUCACUCUCCGAUUCCUGGCUACAGGUGAUAGCUUUGUGAGCUUGGAAUACCUAUUUAAGAUAUCACAUCAAUCAAUAAGCCGCAUCGUACCGGAAGUUUGCCUAGCUAUUAUUGAUGCACUGAAAGAUGAAAUAAAAGUAGGUACCUAA
This is a messenger RNA of Acyrthosiphon pisum (pea aphid), 424 nucleotides long. RefSeq lists its product as uncharacterized. Bases 116 to 424 code for a protein of 102 amino acids. Lineage: Eukaryota; Metazoa; Arthropoda; Insecta; Hemiptera; Aphididae. The transcript has a single exon. The record is from RefSeq and is a predicted model, not a curated record.